AUGGAAGAAACACUGGAUCCACAACAAACCUUCAACAUCAAAGCCUAUUCUUCAAGUUCAAGCUAUGCAGGGGCAUUAGCAGAUUCCACAAGCGAAGGCACCUCUGGUACGCCACCGCAAGCAGGAGCAGCACGUCACGAUUCCUUCUCCAACUCCAACACCAAUAUCAAGGCCGGUCAACAGCAGUUCCACUGCACCAAGUGCAACCUCUCCUUCACAGAAAAACGCGCCCUUUUGCGCCACGAACGGGAAUCAGAAAAACACAAUGCGUCAGACACCGCGCCGAGGUUGAAUCGUUGCACAGAAUGUGGAAAGUCCUAUAAAAGAGCGCACGAUUUGAGGAGGCAUGUCGAUGAAGUUCACAGGGCGAAGCGGAGGAAGAGGGGGCCUGGUGGUGAUGACAGUACCACACCCGAGGAAGGAUCCGAAGAUGCGAAUGCCAACAUGAUGGUGCCACCUCCUGGCGCGAUACCUUUUGGUGGCCAGGGAACGACGGACGAACCGAUGGUUGUUGGAAUCGGACAAGACGGAGCCGUUCGUCAGCAGACCUAUUUCGUCGUUCCGAAAACGGACCACAUGGACAGCCUGACGCUUCUAAGACAAUCAAACCGACCCGCUCGGAAGGCCAGCCACCUAGAUCUGGCACGGGACCUCCUCGCGCAAAACACGAGGUUCUCAAAAGAUCAAGAAGCAAUAAGUCUCAACCCGGAAACAAGACUUUGGCUGGAGAACUGGAUGAAAGAAUUUUCUGUGUUCUCUGUCAGCGCUUUCAAUGAUCGGGAUUUCGCUUUCAAGAGCGAAAAAUACACAUCCAUCGUGCCGACGCUCGCUCCGGAUCUGAAGUUCAGCCACCAUAAGAUUCCGACGGCUUUCAAUCAUACGCAUAUGAUCGUGGCAUACAACCAAAUGUCAGCUCUGAAUCCGAACUGGAACAUCAAAGUCUUAGGUGCAGCCCCCUUUGUGUCGUUGAAGGACAAGACCGCGACUAUCUUCGUCCAGAGUUUGGUGACGGAUGAUGGGAAUGUGUGGGCAGAACAGAUUAUUGAGUAUAAGUGGCAGUUGUACAGCUCGCGAUGGCUGUGCAAGCAUGUGACAAGUAUGAGAGGGCAGCGGUUGUUGGGCGCUUGA
Lecanosticta acicola is the source of this 1128-nucleotide messenger RNA. The record is from the annotation of a GenBank genome assembly. NCBI's taxonomy places the organism in Eukaryota, Fungi, Ascomycota, Dothideomycetes, Mycosphaerellales, Mycosphaerellaceae.